AUGGACGGGAAGGAAAAGGGCGAGGGGAAAUAUAUUCCCCUGCCAGUAACCGACAGUCCGCCAACUACACGUUUCUCCAGGUUCAAAAUUUUGAGCCUCUCUAUCGUCCUUGUAAACCUCCUUGCACUGCACUACUUCGUCGCAAAACCUACCACACUCUGGCUCCGAGAAACCGGCACGAAGCCACCUCCACACCAUCGCAAGCACUUGUGGGGCAAAACAGCGGAGAAACUCUUUCUUUCCAUUCCUAAUGAAGAGAAUGCGAUAGCUACCUCGCGGCUGUUCGCAACUAAGCCUCAUCUAGCGGGCUCCGAAGGGGAUUUCCAAACGGCGAAGGACUUUUUGACAGUUCUCCAGACUGAGCUUGGCAUUCAACCUCCCGACUCGGAUCCUGUGUUUGCUGCGGGGUCUCCCGAAUCUCGCGAUGCCACACUUUCAAUCCCCAAGACGAGAAAAGCGAAGGCAUGGAUUGACGUCUAUUAUCCCGUUAUGAACACUCCGCUCGACCGCGCUUUGCAAGUCAUCAAUGCAAAUGGCGAGGUUGUGUGGGAUGCCGAGCUGGAGGAAGUUGCUGACGACACUGACCCUGAGGCCGGCAAAUAUUACACUGCGGUGCCAACCUUCCACGGACUUAGUGCCGCCGGAGACGUUCAAGGCAAGCUUGUGUAUGCGAACUAUGGUCGCAAGGAAGAUUACGAUGCAUUGGUUGAAAAAGGUGUCGACUUGACUGGUAGCAUCGUAAUCGUUCGUUAUGGGGCCAUCUUCAGAGGGCUCAAGAUCAAGGGUGCUCAAGAGCUGGGGGCUGCUGGUGUCAUUAUCUACAGUGACCUUCGCGACGAUGGCGCGGUCACCGAGAAGAAUGGCUAUCUUCCCUACCCACACGGUCCGGCACGUAACAUCAACUCUGUUCAACGCGGAUCGGUGCAGUUCUUGAGUAAAUAUCCUGGCGACCCGACGACACCAGGGUACCCUGCUUACGAGAAUUCCACGCGUACUGACGGCGAGAACAUUCCGAAUAUUCCAUCAAUCCCCAUAUCUGCUGCCAACGCUGCUAAGCUCCUCGAACUUGCUGCGGAAGAAGGAAGUCAAGUUCACCUGGUGAACUACGUUGAUACCAAAGCGACUCCAAUCUGGAAUACAAUGGGCGUUAUCCCCGGCUAUAUCACGGACGAAGUUGUUUUUAUCGGCAAUCACCGUGAUGCUUGGGUACUACUGAAAUUUCUCAACAGUGGGACUGCAUCAAUCGUUGAAACCAUUCGCGGACUUGGUGCCCUUCUGAAGCAAGGCUGGAAACCACUUCGAACCAUAGUCAUUGCAUCUUGGGACGCGGAAGAAUAUGGUUUGAUUGGCAGCACAGAAUGGGUCGAAGAUUUCCCUGACUUUGUCGACAAGCACGUUGUCACCUAUCUCAACCUCGAUAGUUCUGUCUCAGGCUCGCGAUUCCAAGCGGGCGCAUCUCCAUCUCUCUCACACUUUCUGCGGCAAGCAGCGCUCGAUAUACCGCACCCGACCAAGCCUGGUCUCUCGCUGUGGGAUGCGCGGGGCGAUCAUGGGCCAUUUAGUGGCGCGGCCGACACGGAGAGCUUGGCAUUUAGCCAACUUACCACCUCCAACUCCUUCCAGGAUAGUCUCGGAGUUGCGCCAUUGGGCUCUGGUUCUGACUUCACGCCAUUCUUGCAAUGGAUCGGUGUUGCAUCUGCUGAAGGGGGUUUUGGUGGCUCUUCGGGCGACGCUGUCUACCACUAUCACUCGGUCUUCGACAGCCAGCGCUGGCAAGAAGAAUACGCGGAUCCUGGAUUUUACCGUCACGUUGCAGUUGCCAAAUACCUGGGUCUCAAGAUCCUCCGCCUUUCGACGGCCGUCGUUCUUCCACUUAACACGACCAACUACGCCUACGAGUUAGGCAACUAUCUUGACGGAGUUGAGGCGAUUGCGCUGACCACUGAUAUUGGGGUCGAUCUGGCUCCUUUGCGCAAAUCUAUUACUGCUCUCCAAGCUGCGAGCCACAGCCUCGACUUCGAGAAGGCCGCUGCAGAGAAAGAACUGAAGAAGAUCAUUCACAAGUGGCUCAAACACAGACGCUCCAUCAGGAAGAAGGUGCGCAAGGCGAUCUGCAAGGUGAAGAAGGCCUUGGGACGGCCUUGCAAUAAACACGAAGAACGAGAAGCAGAUCGGGAAGUGACUCAUCAUUUCCACGGUGGCCACAAGUGCAAUCUGGUUCACAAACAUGAGAACCAUGACCUUAACAAAGACCAUCCGCUACGAAAUGUACGCAUUGGUCGUUUGCCCGCAUGGGCGAAAGAGCAACAUGAACACCAAAAUCACGGUGUUGACCCCGAGAUUCUUGCGAUGUUCGCGUUGGAAGGGGACGAUGAAGAUUUUUCGCACCCUCAACUGCCCAAGUUCCCACUUGCUAAACUUAGGAAAGUCGUCAAACGCAUUCGCGCUGUGAACCAGAAGCUUGUUAGUUUUGAGCGGGGCUUCAUCUCGACAGAUGGGAUUCCAGAGCGCGAGUGGUACAAGCAUCUUGCCAUUGCGCCAGGCAAAUGGCUUGGCUACGGUGCAACGCCAUUACCAGCACUUGCCGAGGCCAUAGAAUUCGAGAAGAAUAAGACGUUGGCUGAGUAUGAGGUUGGCCGGCUGGUUGAUCUGAUCGACAAGCUGGCGGACAACAUCCGCGUUCAUGCGUAA
This is a messenger RNA of Mycena indigotica, 2691 nucleotides long. Its product is annotated as Zn-dependent exopeptidase. The transcript is spliced from 19 exons. Bases 1 to 2691 code for a protein of 896 amino acids. The record is from RefSeq and is a predicted model, not a curated record. NCBI's taxonomy places the organism in Eukaryota, Fungi, Basidiomycota, Agaricomycetes, Agaricales, Mycenaceae. Gene Ontology annotation, molecular function: carboxypeptidase activity.